Drosophila suzukii is the source of this 991-nucleotide messenger RNA. RefSeq names its product sickle (gene skl). The record is from RefSeq and is a predicted model, not a curated record. NCBI's taxonomy places the organism in Eukaryota, Metazoa, Arthropoda, Insecta, Diptera, Drosophilidae.
CCCGCCAAGAAUUCAGAGCUGGAAAGGCAGGAAAACCCCUGGAAAAGUCAGGAAAUUUAUACAGUGCCAUUUUUACGUAAAACUUUGAGAGAACCAAAAUGGCUAUACCAUUCUUCGAGGAAGAGCAUGUCUCCAAAACCGAACCGAGUGGCGAUCAAGUGGAUAGUCCCAUGGCCUUCUCCAUAGAUCCUGGACAUGAUCAAGUGGACUUCGAAGGACCUCCGUCUGCGGCAGCAGAAGUCCCCCAGCCGGGAGCAACAAGUGAGCCAGUUUCGCCGCCGAGCGCCGAGGAGCAACUGUUGGCCUGGAAAAUCCUGGCACUCACCAUGUGCAAGGUACUCAAGCAGUUUUACCUUCAACACAAGACAUCCGGAAAAUCCAGCAAACUAAAGGCCACCGUUCACAUUCAACCGCAGGCGCAGUAAAUAUUUUUGCAAAAAAAAUAUUUAUCACCAACUAAGGCUCCUAAAAGCGCAACUUGUGAUUACUUUACGUUGGUGAGAACUAGCGCAGCCCCGAAAUUUUCGAGAGAGAAAGAGCGAGACAGUGACAGAGAAAUGUGAAUCGAUUUCCCAAGGAAAAACCCAAAAAAAUAAUAAUUUUUAUACAUGUAUUUUCUUUGUCGGAAAUUAUUCCUGCCCAGAGUUUCUAAAUUGCCGUCGGCUUACAACAAAAUCAUAAAAUUUGGAUAAGCGCAAAUGUGAUAAAUAAUUUUGCUAAAAAUAUUUUCAGUCCAUAAUAUUUGUUUAGUAAACUUAUUUAAGUUAGUUUUACUGAUUUAAAUUAUUAAGUCAAGUUCUCUUAGGAGGUCGGCCCAGUGCAAAGAAAAAUGGAAAGAAGAAUCUGAUAAUAUAUUGGAGAAUUGCCCGAAAAGAUUAAAGACAAAAUUUUAUAAGCAGCAGCUAGUUUUCAAAUAGAAACCAACUUAGUUGAUAAGCCAAACUAUUCUAUAUUCUAUAUCUACAAAUAGUUACAACUUUUUUACAAACAA